Messenger RNA from Entrophospora sp. SA101, 390 nucleotides. Lineage: Eukaryota; Fungi; Glomeromycota; Glomeromycetes; Entrophosporales; Entrophosporaceae. The record is from the annotation of a GenBank genome assembly.
CUGCAAUCGACAAAAGGAUCAUUAAUAACCUUGACAGUUCCAUACUUUUGGUUUGAAGAUAACAAUAAUGUUGGCGUUAGUAACAGCAAUGAUAAUAAUCUGGAAGAUGAACCAGAAAUUAAUAGAGAAGUAAUCGAUAAUGUUGAUGAAGUUAAUGGAAUUGCUGGUGGUGAUGAUAUAAUCCAUGACAAUAUUUCUAUCGAGGCAGAAGAAACAAAUAACAAUCAAUCAGAAAAUAGAACUAGAAGAUCAUAUCGGUAUAAGCCAGGAACAGUGGCCUUACGUGAAAUAAGACAUUACCAAAAAACCACCAAUAGAUUAAUUCGCAUGUUACCUUUUCAACUACUUGUAAAGGAAAUAGCUCAAAGCCGCAUUUUUGUCUUAUUUUAG